This is a messenger RNA of Cotesia congregata, 1587 nucleotides long. NCBI's taxonomy places the organism in Eukaryota, Metazoa, Arthropoda, Insecta, Hymenoptera, Braconidae. The record is from the annotation of a GenBank genome assembly.
AUGGCUAGUCCAAUCGAUUUUUUACCUGAUGAAAUAUUGGAAUAUAUUUUGAACUUGAUUCCACCGUACAAAGAUUUAAAAGAAUGUAUGCUGGUGUGCAAACGUUGGCAUCAUGCUGUCAAACAUGUGAUAGAGCAUAGAAAAGCUUAUUUCCAAAGAUCAGUAGCCUAUGGAUCUUUGCUAUGGAACUCACCAGCCAUUAGCGAAAGACCAUCAAUAAUUACAAACCGUCAUUCACAUUCAGCUUGUACAUACGAAAAUUCAAUGUAUAUUUUUGGAGGAUGUACCAAAACUGGUACUACUUUUAAUGAUUUAUGGAAGUUAGAUUUAGAUACGAGAAAGUGGGAACGUCCGAUACCUAUGGGUACUUAUCCGUCACCAAAAGCUUGUGCUAGCAUGGUUUAUUACAAAAAAUCAUUUGUGUUAUAUGGUGGGUGGGCGCAACCUGCUACCUUUCCUCCUUUUCAGAGGAGGAAAUUAUUCAAUGAAUUGCAUAUUUACUCGAUAACAAAUAACAAAUGGACUGCCAUUGAAACUUUAAAUGAUCCACCAGCGACGUGUGCUCAUUCAGCGACAGUUCAUGGGAAUCUGAUGGUAGUUUUUGGUGGAAUCAGUACUUUUUUGCAUUACAACACCUCAAAUGACAUUUGGUGCUUUAAUUUGGAAACACACACCUGGCACGAGCAAAUAACAACCUCUCCAAAGCCUCACCCGCGAUUCGGGCACUCACAGAUCGCACUGGACGACAAGAACCUGAUGAUAAUAGGCGGCUGUACAAAUCCAACGGUAGGAAUCGACGACGCGUGGCUCUUGACCAUGGAAGGAACCCACUGGAGGUGGACAAAGCUAACAAUAAAUGGUCUGGAGUGGGCACCGAUGAUGAUAUGGUGUCAUCAAGCAUGCAAAGUCGGUGAACAUUUAAUAAUUUUAAGCAAGAAAAAGCAAGCGAGCGCGUCCUCUAAAAAUGUAACCAACGACAAAGUAAUUUGUCAUGGACCCAGUUCCUUAGCGAUGGCGGAGUGCAAUCUUCCGGACACUCGGCAAAAAUCCGUGCCAGUUGUAGACAGAGACGAGAAUGUAAACGGACGUCGUGGAAGGUUUACACCACGACCGGGAGUGCUGGUCAACUCAGCACGUGCAAUCAACAACACAAGACCUCAUCCGGGAAUCCGCGUGGCAGUGGAGCGAAAAUUCGGGCCAAUGGCUGCUUUCAAUCCCGACUUGGGAACUCCUAGUCCAAAUCGCCUUCGCCAGCUUGAAGACCUGAGAAGAAUGGAGGAAAGAAUUAAUCGCCAGCGCAUGGAGGCCAGGUUAAUAAAAACUAACAUCAACAGGCUGGCUAUUUUUGUUUUAAAUAUUGCUAAUGUUUUACGUGAAGAUCAUUCCGCCUCGUGGAUUCAGAAUAGUGGCAAAGAUCUCACUGGUCCCGAGGAACGUGUGCUUUAUUCUCUAGUGCUAGGUAACGCCGAGUUAAUAUUUUUUGGUGGGACGCGAAAAUUUCCUACCAAGCAAGGACAAAUCGAAGGCGAAGUGUCUGAAGUUUACAACGACGUUCAUUUUAUAAAUCCACCUCGCUAUGCCAUUUAA